UUUUAAUUUACGUAGACGUAUUUUUUCAGUAUAGGUCAACUCCGACACAUUUGACGGUCUUAUUUGAAUAAAUUAGUAAUUUGUAGAUUUUCGUGAUGGACAGUGAGGAUAAGAAAUCGUCCGUUACGCGAUGACGUCACCCGUGAUACAUUACUUGGCCCACCUCCUGUAGUGGUGAACAGGUUUUUUUUACGUUAGAUCUAUCAUCUUAAAAUACGCAACAAUUGUGAAGAAGCCUAAAACGACCAGCUAAACCUCGGGAGAAACGAGUCAUUUGGAGGAACGUCAUGCUCCAGAGGCUCCGUGGGUCCCUGCUGCGGCGGCCCGCUGCGACUCCUCCAGCGGCCGCGAUACGAUGCCUCUCCUCGGGCUCCGCGGACGUCAGGGUCCCGCUGAACUUCUGGGCUGGGAAGAGACAGACGAGCUCACGUAAAUGUAACAAGGAAAACGUUUACGAACCCGCAACAGGGCGAGUCUUGUGCCUUCUGGACCCGUGUGGUGCUGCAGAGGUAGAUCAGGCUGUGUCUGCCGCCACGUCAGCGUUUGCCCACUGGAGCAAAAUGUCUGGGAUGGAGAGGGCGAGGAUCAUGAUAGAAGCUGCCCGUAUCAUUGAGAGGAGGCGAGAGGAGAUAGCGGAAAUGGAGGUGGUCAACAACGGGAAGUCCAUCACAGAAGCCCGUCUGGAUGUGGACUCUGGCAGACUGUGUGUCGAGUACUAUGCAGCGCUCGCUAGCACUCUAGCAGGCCAGCAUGUCCAGUUGCCGGGGGGAUCCUUUGCCUACACCCGCAGGGAGCCUCUGGGAGUGUGUGUGGGCAUCGGCGCUUGGAAUUAUCCUUUCCAGAUAGCUGCCUGGAAAUCCGCUCCGGCUCUGGCCUGUGGGAACUCCAUGGUGUUCAAGCCGUCCCCAGUGACGCCCGUGACGGCGGUCAUGCUGGCGGAGAUCUACGGCGAGGCCGGAGCCCCAGAGGGGCUGCUCAACGUGGUGCAGGGCGGCCAGGAGACCGGCAGCUUGCUCUGCCGCCACCCAGACGUCGCUAAGGUGUCCUUCACCGGCAGUGUGCCCACGGGCAAGAAGGUUAUGGAGAUGGCCUCCGAGGGGGUGAAACCUGUGACUCUGGAGCUCGGUGGCAAGUCUCCGCUGAUCAUCUUUCAGGACAGCGAUCUGCAGAACGCCGUGAGCGGAGCUCUUAUGGCCAACUUCCUGUCCCAGGGCCAGGUCUGCAGCAAUGGUACACGGGUGUUCGUUCAGAAGGAUAUUCUGCCGAAGUUUGUGGAGGAGGUGGUGAGGAGGACAAGGGCGAUUGAGAUAGGAGACCCGCUGUUGGAGAGCACACGAAUGGGAGCACUGGUCAACCACCCACACCUGGAAAAAGUCCUGUCCUUUGUUGACCAGGCAAAGAAGGAGGGAGCUACAGUGUUGUGCGGUGGGGAAGCUUUUGUUCCAUCAGAUCCCAAACUCCGAGGUGGAUACUACAUGACUCCAUGUGUACUGGGUGGCUGCACGGAUACGAUGACCUGUGUGAAGGAGGAGAUCUUCGGGCCUGUCAUGUCUGUGUUGUCCUUUGAAACCGAAGAGGAGGUGCUGCGCAGAGCCAAUGACACCACCAUGGGUCUGGCUGCGGGAGUUUUCACCAGGGAUGUGAAGCGAGCUCAUCGUGUGGUGGAACACCUCAAAGCUGGUUCCUGUUUCAUCAACAACUACAACAUCACUCCGGUGGAGGUGCCCUUUGGAGGCUUCAAAAUGUCAGGCAUUGGCCGCGAGAACGGCCAGGUGACGGUGGAAUAUUACUCCCAGCUCAAGACGGUGUUUGUGGAGAUGGGAGACGUGGACAGCCUCUUUUAGGAGGCGCACACACAGGAGGAUGCAGCUGCGGCGGUGACCUAGAUGACAUGUAAUGUGACCCAGAGACUAAAACAGAGGAACACCACCUCAGGGAAAGAACAUCAAAGGUGAUGAGUGACGAGCCUGUACUGAAAAUAUGGUCCGUUUCCUAAAUGUUAAACAAUGAAGUCUGAAGCAACUCGCUGUGUAGAAUAUCAGAAGUCUUUAAACACAUUUGAAUUUACGUACACUGUGUUAAAGGGAUACAAUUCAAUUACGUUUAUCUUUAUUUGCUGAACUUUGAUCCAUUUCAGCUCCUAGACAUUAGACGAGUCACCUGCUGUUAUUUGCACUGUAUGUUUCUUGCUUGAUAUAUUGUGUUGGCCAUGUGCGAAUUAACGAAAAAGGGGGUUUACAAGUCAAGCUUUAUUUCUUCAUCAAUGUAUUUUAUACACAUACAAAAGAAAUAGGCACCUUGAAUGUUGGAUUGAUUGACCUAAUCUAGAUUGUACAGUUAAUUUAUGCUUUUUGUACACCGUUAGAAUUAGACAGUAACAUUCUGCCUGGUGGGUAAAUAUAAUUAUGUAAGAAACCAGUUUGGACACAUUUUCAUGUCAAAUAAAUUGUGACAUAACAAA
This is a messenger RNA of Gasterosteus aculeatus aculeatus (three-spined stickleback), 2461 nucleotides long. It is a transcript of the gene aldh9a1b, whose product is annotated as aldehyde dehydrogenase 9 family, member A1b. The record is from RefSeq and is a predicted model, not a curated record. Gene Ontology annotation, molecular function: oxidoreductase activity, acting on the aldehyde or oxo group of donors, NAD or NADP as acceptor. Lineage: Eukaryota; Metazoa; Chordata; Actinopteri; Perciformes; Gasterosteidae.